UCCUGUUAUACGGUAAUUUUGUGAUAAAGAUAAUAUUAAACUUUUUCAGGUGCGUGUUUCGCUAGUCUCACUCAAUACAGUAUUCACAUAGUACCAUAGUGGUUCGUGGGUUCGCAUCGAAAUUCAAAUAGAUACUUAGCUUAUAAAAUGGAAUCCGGCGAGUGUUUUCCUAACAUAACCCCAUUAGAAAACAUGUCAUCGUACCAUUGGAAACUACUUAAAUUAAAGGGUCGAUUGGAUACAAUAACAGAGCGUAUGUCAAAAAGAAAAAGCGGAACACUGGAACCUUAUACUACAUACAUGGACGAAGAUUCCACUGAUAAAAUUGAUAAAUUCUUGUUAAUGAGUCAAGUAAAACCAUUAGAGUCGGACGAUGAUGAUAUGGAUUUAAGUAAAAUGAACUAAUACUUUAUUUUAAUGUAAAUAAAUAAUUAAUGUAACAUGUAAUAUAAAUAUAAAUCAUAUAACUCUAUUACAA
Molecule: messenger RNA, 478 nt
Organism: Rhopalosiphum maidis (corn leaf aphid)
Lineage: Eukaryota; Metazoa; Arthropoda; Insecta; Hemiptera; Aphididae
Exons: 2
Coding region: 148-405 (85 amino acids)
Source: RefSeq, a predicted model, not a curated record